AUUGUAGUCUCUUCUGAUUGGCCAGUAGAGCAGCGACUCUCUCUUUCCGGUCGCAUUCUCCUCCUGACCUUCUGUCAGUGCAGUCUCGGUCAGUGAACGGGUGUUAAGCGGCUGGAAUCAUGGUGGCGUACUGGAGACAGGCCGGACUCAACUACAUCCGCUAUUCUCAGAUCUGUGCCAAGGCAGUGAGAGCGGCUCUGAAACCACAAUACAAAGCAGAGGCCGACAAGUUGUCAGCCGCCAACGUGAAGAUCUUCAAACCGAAGAGAGAGGGAAACUGAUUCUAAGCACCCAGAAAAUCGUUGCUUGAACACCCAGAUUCCCAUGGAGCCACGUCCUACCUGUGUCCAAACGUGUAACUGUUCGCGUUCUAAAUUAUACUGAAUGAAUAAAGGAUGAUGUAUUUGUAAAUGUC
Molecule: messenger RNA, 415 nt
Organism: Bufo gargarizans (Asiatic toad)
Lineage: Eukaryota; Metazoa; Chordata; Amphibia; Anura; Bufonidae
Gene: ATP5F1E
Product: ATP synthase F1 subunit epsilon
Exons: 3
Coding region: 120-281 (53 amino acids)
Biological process (GO): proton motive force-driven mitochondrial ATP synthesis
Cellular component (GO): mitochondrial inner membrane
Molecular function (GO): proton-transporting ATP synthase activity, rotational mechanism
Source: RefSeq, a predicted model, not a curated record